GUGUAUUCUAUGCAAUACCUAUCUUGUACUAUUACUAUUACUAUAUGUAAAAAAUGUGUUAUAGCCUAUAGGUAUAUAUAAUUGUCAAUAUUAAACAAAAUAUUGGAAGCGGUAAUCUCGAUAUUUUGAAUAUUUCGAACGGCGAAGUAACGUGUGAACUAACGUUCAUGAUGAUGAACUUAGCCAUGAAGAAAACUCGUGGAAUUUUCCAAAUAUACAAGAGGCUCCUCAGUCGUCGUCCAUAUUUAGUUCAGGCAGUCCAAACGGGAACUCUUAUGGGAGCAGGUGACAUUAUUUCACAAACUGUUAUAGAAAAAAAAUCUUUCAAGAAGAUUGAUUACAAGCGAACUCUACAAUUUUCCUCAAUAGGAUUUUUUGUCGGUGGUCCUGCUUUAAGAAUCUGGUAUGGCUUACUAAAUAAGCAUGUAGGUUCCAGUGGGAAAAUGGUCGCAUUGAAAAAAGUAUUUGUUGACCAAUUUAUAUUUGCACCUACAUUUCUUUUGUUUCUUUUAAUAUCUGUUGGUACGAUGCAGGGGAAGUCUUAUGAUAUAAUCAAACAAGACAUAGAAACAAACUACUUUGAUGUAUUAAAGACAAAUUACUAUAUUUGGCCUUUGGUGCAAAUCAUAAAUUUUUAUUAUAUACCUCUACAAUACCAAGUAUUAUUAGUACAGUCGGUAGCAUUGUUUUGGAACACAUAUUUGUCAUGGAAAACUAACUACAAAGGUUUAAUAGAAUAACUAUAAAAUAAAAUAAAGAAUUAUUUAUUAUGUAGAAAUUAUGAACAUUUAAAUGCAAGAAAUUUUUAAUUUUGUGUCUCAAAAUAUUAUGUAGUUUUAUGUGAUUGUUUCAAAUAAAAAAAUGUAUCAAUAACUUUGUAUAUAAUUUGUAUUCAUGAAAAAAGUUAUUUUUACAUGCUGGUAGGCUUUUGAGACAUUAAAGAGUUGAAAUAUUGAAGUUAUAAGCUAUAAAGAAAUACUCUAUCGUGAUGAAUAAUUGUUAUGAAGUUCCUAUAUCUUUUAUAUUCAUCAUUGUCAGAGUUAAAAAAAUAAAUAUACUGGUACAAG
Molecule: messenger RNA, 1067 nt
Organism: Danaus plexippus (monarch butterfly)
Lineage: Eukaryota; Metazoa; Arthropoda; Insecta; Lepidoptera; Nymphalidae
Gene: Mpv17
Product: protein Mpv17
Exons: 3
Coding region: 168-740 (190 amino acids)
Cellular component (GO): cytoplasm; membrane
Source: RefSeq, a predicted model, not a curated record